Molecule: messenger RNA, 6144 nt
Organism: Rodentolepis nana
Lineage: Eukaryota; Metazoa; Platyhelminthes; Cestoda; Cyclophyllidea; Hymenolepididae
Source: the annotation of a GenBank genome assembly
AUGCACCACGUGGAGAACUGCUUGGUACCAACCACUGAAACUAUUCGAGUGCAAUAUCUCAUGGAACAGUUGAUUCAAACUGGGCAUCCGGUUAUGUUAAUUGGAGCUGCUGGAACGGGGAAGUCCAAUAUCCUAAACGAUAUGUUUACACGCCUCAACAACGAAAUCUUCCUGGUAAAGAACGUUUCCUUCAAUUUUUACACAACCAGCCUCAUGCUUCAAGAUAUCCUGGAGAAGAGUUUAGAAAAAAAGGCUGGAAAGAACUACGCCCCGCCUGGACAAUUUAGGAUGAUCUACUUCAUCGACGAUCUAAAUAUGCCAGAAGUCGAUAAAUACUUUACAGUUCAACCACAUGCCCUCAUGCGACAACACAUUGAUCACAGCCAUUUCUAUGACCGCAGCAAAUUGACUUUGAAAGUGAUCCAUAAGACGCAGUAUGCUGCCGCCAUGAACCCUACUGCGGGCAGUUUCACGAUCCAAGAUCGACUUCAACGCCAUUUCUGUACUCUUGCUCUCUCAUUUCCAGAUGAAGAAGCAGUCAAAUCAAUUUACUCAGCUAUUCUGGAGCAGCAUUUCCGAAAUUCCGGUAUGUCGUCCUCUUUAAUCAGGUUGGUACCUGAGCUAAUUAGUGCCGCUGUGUUAAUACAUCAUAAAAUGACAAUGACUUUCCUACCCACGGCUACAUGUUUCCAUUACGUCUUCAACCUUCGUGACCUUGCUAACAUCUUUCAAGGAAUGGUCUUCUCUGAUGCUGAAGUUUUCACAACCGAUGUAAGUAUUCUCCGGCUUUAUCGUCAUGAAGCCUUGCGCGUCUACGCUGAUAGAAUGAUCACAAAGGAUGAUAUUAAACAAGCAACAAGCAUAAUCAAUAAUGGAAUCAGUGUUACUUUUGAUGAAGUAGCUUUGGAAGAGCUGAUUGCAGAACCUAAUAUUUUCUGCCACUUCAGUAAAGGCCUCGGAGAAAAGAUAUAUUCUGAGAUACGAUCAAUGGAAGACAUAACUCAGGUUCUAAUAGAAACUCUUGAAAUUUACAAUGAAACCAACGCAGCUAUGAACCUGGUACUUUUUAGUGAUGCUGUCGAGCACGUAAUGAGGAUAUCUAGGAUCUUGGAGAUGCCGAGGGGCAAUUGCUUCCUUAUUGGUGUCGGCGGUUCAGGCAAGCAGUCGCUGUCAAGGCUCGCUUCAUUCAUUGCUGGCUUUGAGGUUUCGCAGAUUGCAUUAAGAAGAAACUACACAAUGGCUGAUUUAAAGGCUCACUUAGCCACCUUGUAUAUGAAGGCGGGUUUGAAAAAUAUACCCAUUGCAUUCCUGAUCACCGAUGCUCAAGUUGCUGAUGAAAGUUUCCUUGUCUGUAUCAAUGAUUUGUUGGCUUCUGGUGAAAUAUACGGUCUAUUCAAUGACGAAGAGCUGGAAAAUAUAAUUAAGAGCAUUCGAAGUGAGGUCAAAGCCAUGGGGUACGCUGAUACUAACGAGAGUUGCUGGAAAUUCUUCAUUGAGAAGGUCCGGAAGACGCUUAGAGUUAUUCUCUGUUUCUCGCCGGCUGGGAGUACACUAAGAAUCCGUGCUCGUCGAUUCCCGGCACUUGUUAAUUGCACUUGCAUUGAUUGGUUCCACGAAUGGCCUCAGGAAGCUCUCUUAUCAGUGUCUCGCCGGUUCCUUGAAGACUGCGAGGAUCUUGACGAGGGAAUCCAACCAUCGGUUAGCGAGUAUAUGGCAUAUUUGCAUACAACAGUCUCUGAGAUAUCUGAGGUUUACUUUGAGAGAGAGCGCCGCCGUAAUUACACUACUCCCAAGUCCUUUUUGGAAAUGAUAGCUCUGUACAAGCGCCUGAUUUCGAAGCAGCAUAAUGAGAUAAACGCUAUGAUCGAGCGUCUUUCUAACGGUCUGGAACGUCUAAGUGAAGCCGCUGCCCAGACCACUGACCUGAAAGCUCAAUUAGCUGAGCAGACGAUCGAAGUGAAUGAGAAGAAUGAGGCAGCAAAUGCACUUAUCCAGACCAUUAAAAAGGAAACUGAAGUAGUUUCGGCUGAAAAAGAUUUCGUAGCUGGUGAAGAGGCCAAAGUGGCUGUGAUUAAAAGCGAAGUCGAGGUGAAACAGAAAGAUUGCGAGAGGGAUUUGAAGAAGGCAGAGCCGGCUCUAAUUGCAGCUCAGGAGGCCCUAAACACUCUAAAUAAGAAUAAUCUCUCUGAAUUGAAAGCCUUAACAGCACCACCCAAGGAUGUGGAAAUGGUUUGCUCGGCUGUGAUAGCUCUCUUUGCGAUGGAUGGAAAUGUACCCAAGGAUAGAGGAUGGAGAGCAGCUAAGGCAGGCAUUAUGUCAAAAGCUGACACACUCCUAGCCAACCUUCUCAACUACGACAAGGAGCACAUUCAUCCAGAAUCCAAAAAGUUGGCUCUAGCCUAUGUGCAGAACCCUAACUUUGAUCCUGAGGUUAUCAAGAAAAAAUCACUUGCUGCAGCUGGUUUGUGUGCUUGGGUCAUUAAUAUUCUCAAAUUCCACGAUGUUUAUCUCGAAGUAAAGCCAAAACGAGAUGCCUUAGAUGCGGCCAACAAGGAAUUGAAACUAGCCACUGAUAAACUGCAGGCACUCCAAGAUAAAGUUCAUACACUGGAAGCCUCGUUAAGUAAGCUAACUGGGGAACUUCGAGCUGCAACAGAAGAGAAACUUCGUUGUCAAAAGAUGGCAGAUGAAACAGCUUUUACGUUAGAUCUAGCAAACCGCCUAGUAAAUGGCUUUGGUUCUGAAAAGGUUCGCUGGGCUCAAGAGGUUGAAAAUCUCUACAAGUUGAAGGAGACCGUCGCUGGGGAUGUCCUCUUUACAACUUCCUUUAUAUCAUAUUUUGGAUAUCUCAGUACCAGCUUCCGCGACGAUUUAAUGGAGAAGAGAAUAAGGCCAUUUCUGGAUCAGCAGGAGGUACAAAUUCCACGUAGAAUGAAUAUUGAUCCUCUCAAGAUACUAAUCAAUGACGCUGUAGUAGCUUCGUGGAAUAACAAUGGCCUGCCAAGUGAUCGAAUGUCUACUGAAAAUGCAACGAUUCUGACCUUCUGUGAGAGAUGGCCCCUCACGGUUGACCCUCAGUUACAGGCUAUCAAAUGGAUAAAAAAUACGUACGGUGAUGAUUUGGUCAUAACACGCCUUUCCAAAAAAGGAUAUAUUGAUGAUAUCAUAAACGCAAUUCAAAACGGACAGAUCGUCUUACUUGAAAAUAUUGGUGAGAUACUUGAUCCUAUCCUCAAUCCUGUUAUUGGCCGUGUGACGAUUCAAAAGGGUAAGGCCAUGCUAAUUGGUGACAAGGAGAUCGCCUAUAAUCCAAAUUUUAGACUAAUUCUUCACACAAAACUAGCUAAUCCCCAUUACCAACCUGAGCUACAGGCGCAAACAACCCUCAUUAAUUUUACUGUUACAAGAUCCAGUUUGGAGGAUCAAUUAUUGGCCGUUGUAGUAAGCAAAGAAAGACCGGAUUUGGAGACGUUAAAGUCUGACCUUACAAAACAACAAAACGAGUUCAAGAUCACAUUGAAGGAACUAGAAGACUCCCUAUUAGCCAAACUUGCCUCAUCUGGUGGCAACUUCGUCGGUGAUCAAUCUCUAGUCGAAAAUCUGGAAACAAAUAAGAAAAUGGCCACAGAAAUUGAAGAGAAGGUAAAAGAGGCUAUAACUACGGAAGCCCAGAUAAAUACAGCUAGAGAGCAUUAUCGAACUGUCGCUUCUAGAGCAGCAUUGAUUUAUUUCAUCAUGAAUGAGUUAAAUCGCAUUCAUCCCAUGUAUCAGUUCUCUUUAAAGGCCUUUCGAACUGUCUUUGAGAAGGCCAUUGAUACUUCACCAGAAACAGAUACCGAUAAGGAGCGUUUGGCAAAUUUGAUGGAUAAUAUCACUUAUUCCAUUUAUUUAUACACUACUAGAAGUCUGUUCGAAAAGGACAAAUUGAUAUUUAUCCUCUUAAUGGUACUUCAGAUUCAGCUAUACUCUGGUGACUUUCCACAGCAACUCAUUGAUUUCCUUCUUCGUUAUCCAGCUAUUGUGGAUGUUAAAAGUCCGGUAGAUUUUCUCUCGGAUCUUAGUUGGGGUGGAGUCCAAGCUCUGAUACAAAUGGACACUUUUCGCGACCUGGAUAAAGAUAUAACUUCUUCGGCUAAACGGUGGAAGGCAUUGUUGGAAAGUGAGGCUCCAGAAAAAGAAAAGCUUCCACAAGACUGGAAGAACAAGACGGAAGCAGAAAAGUUGUGUAUUAUGCGAGCCCUUCGGCCUGAUCGCAUGACCUAUGCUCUAAACCACUUUAUUUCUACCACAUUCAGCUCAAAAUAUGUUGAAGGAAGACAAAUUGGCUUCGCCAACUCAUAUAAGGAAUCUGGGCCUAAUAUUCCAAUAUUUUUUAUUCUAUCGCCAGGUGUGGAUCCUCUGAAAGAUGUUGAAUCACUGGGUUAUAGUUUGGGGUUUUCAGUGGAAAAAAACAACUUCCACAACAUCUCUUUGGGUCAAGGUCAGGAGAUUGUGGCCGAGGAUGCAUUGGAUCUAGGGGCUAGAGAUGGUCAUUGGGUAAUACUGCAAAACAUUCAUUUGGUUAAAAAGUGGCUUCCAACACUCGAAAAGAAGCUGGAGCAGUUGGGCGAGAUUGCAAAUGCUAAAUUUCGCGUCUUCAUUAGUGCUGAGCCGGCUCUCAAUCCCGAGUCACACAUAAUUCCACAAGGUAUUUUGGAAAAUGCUAUUAAGAUUACAAACGAACCACCUACUGGAAUGAAGGCCAAUCUCCACAAAGCUCUUGACAAUUUCUCUCAGGAAACUUUAGAACGUUGUUCUAAGGAAGCAGAGUUCAAACCUAUUAUAUUUGCACUUUGCUAUUUUCACGCGGUUGUCUCUGAGAGAAGGAAAUUCGGUGCACAAGGCUGGAACAGAAUCUACCCCUUCAACGCAGGCGAUCUUUGUAUUUGUUUGGACGUGUUGUACAACUACCUUGAAGUCAGUUCCAAAGUGCCCUGGGAGGAUCUGCGAUAUCUCUUUGGGGAAAUUAUGUACGGCGGACACAUCACUGACGAUUGGGAUAGACGACUUUGCCGAACAUUUUUAGAGGAGUACCUUCAACCAGAAUUGAUAGAUGGCGAUCUAUUUCUGGCUCCUGGUUUCCAAGUUGCUCCAAACUCUGAUUAUACCGGCUACCAUGCUUAUAUUGAUGAGAGCCUACCACAGGAAUCACCACAUCUUUAUGGUCUUCAUCCAAACGCAGAGAUUGAGUUUUUGACCAAAAAUGCUGAACGCGUCUUCCGAAUGGUGCUAGAAUUGCAACCCCAAGAUGAUGCUACCUCUACUUUUGAAUCGAGUUCUCGUGAAGAAGCCACUCUUCAGAUUAUCGACGAUCUCAUGGACCGUUUACCAGAAGGAUUCAACAUUACGGAACUAGGAGCCAAGCAAGCGCCUGAAGAACGGACGCCAUAUACUGUUGUUGCCUUGCAGGAGUGUGAGAGAAUGAAUAUCCUUAUUGCCGAAAUCCGACGCUCCUUGAAGGAACUGAGACUAGGUUUGAAGGGUGAGCUGACUAUGUCGAGUGCUAUGGACGUUUUGGCAGGACAUCUUUUCCUUGACUCGGUCCCGGAGAUGUGGGAGAGAUAUGCCUACCCUAGUCUCUAUCCACUUGGACUGUGGUUCGCUGAUCUGCUUACAAGAUCCAAGGAACUAGAUGUUUGGGCGCAGGACUUUACACUACCUGGCUCAGUAUGGCUAGGAGGACUUUUCAAUCCACAGUCAUUUCUCACCGCUGUGAUGCAGCAAACAGCGAGAAAAUUUGAGUGGCCACUUGACAAGGUUUGUAUUUCCGUUGAGGUCACUAAACGCACACGUGAAGAGAUGGGCUCUGCUCCACGCGAAGGAGCAUAUAUUCAUGGUCUCUUCAUGGAAGGUGCACGAUGGGACACUGGGGCAAAUGCAGUGGUUGAGGCUAGAAUGAAGGAGUUAGCGCCACUUCUUCCAGUGAUAAUGCUUCGAGCAGUGCCCAUAGACAGACAAGAAUCACGACUUGCCGGUUUAUAUGCAUGUCCAUUGUACAAGACCAAGACACGUGGACCAACAUAUGUUUGGACCUUCCACUUACGAACCAAAGAAAGAUCCUCAAAGUGGAUUAUGGGUGGCGUGGCAUUACUACUCCAAGCUUAG